This is a messenger RNA of Gryllus bimaculatus (two-spotted cricket), 672 nucleotides long. The record is from the annotation of a GenBank genome assembly. NCBI's taxonomy places the organism in Eukaryota, Metazoa, Arthropoda, Insecta, Orthoptera, Gryllidae.
GGAAAUCAAAACAUCAACGUACCAUCUGCAAGUACCUCUGCGAGAGAGGGUCCAUAUCGACCUGAAGACGGUACAGCGUUCAAAAACUUGAGUAUUCAUACCCCACUCAAAAGGUCUCUCUCCAGACAGCGACCCUAUCGCUGUGAGAAGUGCGGCGCAGCGUUCACAUGCUCUAGUGAUCUCAUUAAACACAAACGGACUCACUCGGGGGAGCGACCGUUUCGCUGUGAGAGUUGCGCGCAGCGUUUCACUGUCCGACCGUUUCGCUGUGAGGAGUGCGGCGCAGCUUUUACUGUAUCUUGUAAUCUCACUGCCCACAAACGGACUCACUCGGGGGAGCGACCCUAUCGCUGUGAGGAGUGCGGCGCAGCGUUCACUCGGUCUAGUGAUCUCACUACACACAAACGGACUCACUCGGGGGAGCGACCCUAUCGCUGUGAGGAGUGCGGCGCAGCGUUCACAUGCUCUAGUGAUCUCAUUAAACACAAACGGACUCACUCGGGGGAGCGACCCUAUCGCUGUGAGGAGUGCGGCGAAGCGUUCACUACUUCUAGCAAUCUCACUAGACACAAGGGGCACCACUUGGGAAAUAAAUUAAUAUGUAAUGAUGUGAGCAAGAGUGGUAUCAAUGUACCUAAUGAAGUAAAACACAAACGGAUCCAUUUGGAAGAG